This is a messenger RNA of Diceros bicornis minor, 4993 nucleotides long. RefSeq names its product mitochondrial elongation factor 1 (gene MIEF1). Gene Ontology annotation, cellular component: mitochondrial outer membrane. The transcript is spliced from 5 exons. The coding region runs from base 94 to 1485 and encodes 463 amino acids. NCBI's taxonomy places the organism in Eukaryota, Metazoa, Chordata, Mammalia, Perissodactyla, Rhinocerotidae. Gene Ontology annotation, biological process: positive regulation of mitochondrial fission; mitochondrion organization. The record is from RefSeq and is a predicted model, not a curated record.
UCCAAGGGAAAGAGGACGAAGGUGCCUUCUGUAGACACUCCUGCUCUCUCCCAGCCCCACCUCAUAGAUGCAGUAAGAAGCCUCAGGUGAGCAAUGGCAGGCGCUGGUGAGCGCAAAGGCAAGAAGGAUGACAAUGGCAUCGGCACGGCCAUUGAUUUCGUGCUCUCCAACGCCCGGCUGGUGCUGGGGGUGGGGGGAGCGGCCAUGCUGGGCAUCGCCACGCUGGCCGUUAAGCGGAUGUAUGACAGGGCAAUCAGUGCCCCGACCAGCCCUACCCGCCUGAGCUGUGCAGGGAAGAGGAGCUGGGAAGAGCCAAACUGGAUGGGCUCCCCCCGGGUGCUGAGCAAGGACAUGAGGACAGGCCUGAGCCGGUCCCUGCAGACCCUUCCCACAGACUCCUCGGCCUUGGACGCAGAUACAUUCUGCCCACCCCGACCCAAGCCAUUGGCCAGGAAGGGCCAGGUAGACUUGAAGAAGUCACGACUCCGCAUGUCCCUGCAGGAGAAACUUCUUACUUACUACCGGAACCGGGCAGCCAUCCCUGCUGGCGAGCAGGCUCGGGCCAAGCAAGCUGCUGUGGACAUAUGUGCCGAACUCCGGAGCUUCCUGCGGGCCAAGUUGCCUGACAUGCCACUUCGGGACAUGUACCUGAGUGGCAGCCUCUACGAUGACCUGCAGGUGGUGACAGCUGACCACAUCCAGCUCAUCGUGCCCCUAGUGCUGGAGCAGAACCUGUGGUCGUGUAUCCCUGGCGAGGACACCAUCAUGAAUGUCCCUGGCUUCUUCCUGCUUCGUCGUGAGAACCCGGAGUACUUUCCUCGUGGCAGCAGUUACUGGGACCGUUGUGUAGUGGGGGGCUACCUCUCCCCAAAGACAGUGGCAGACACGUUUGAGAAGGUAGUGGCUGGCUCCAUCAACUGGCCGGCCAUAGGGUCCCUCUUGGACUAUGUGAUCCGACCAGCACCACCCCCAGAGGCCCUGACGCUGGAAGUGCAGUAUGAGUGUGACAAGCAUCUCGUCAUUGACUUCCUGCCAUCAGUGACCCUUGGUGACACUGUCUUGGUGGCCAGACCACACCGGCUAGCCCAGUAUGACAACCUGUGGCGGCUGAGCCUGCGUCCUGCUGAGACAGCACGCUUGCGGGCUUUGGACCAGGCCGACUCAGGCUGCCGAUCUCUGUGCCUCAAGAUCCUGAAGGCCAUAUGCAAGUCCACUCCAGCGCUGGGCCACCUCACUGCCAGCCAGCUCACCAACGUCAUCCUCCACUUGGCUCAGGAGGAGGCUGACUGGUCUCCAGAUAUGCUGGCCGACCGAUUCCUGCAGGCCUUGAGGGGACUCAUCAGCUACUUAGAGGCCGGAGUCCUGCCCAGCGUCUUGAACCCCAAGGUGAACUUAUUUGCAGAGCUCACCCCUGAAGAAAUAGACGAAUUGGGAUACACUCUCUAUUGCUCAUUGUCUGAGCCGGAGGUGCUGCUGCAGACGUAGGGCAGGUGAAGGCCAGAGUGGGUGUCAGGUGGUCGGGCCCUGGAUUCUCCGUUAGAAACACUUGGCUACAUAGUUGGUGCCUCACAGGGUCCCUAGGUGCCUCCUGUCUCGCUCGUCAUCGCCCCGGGCACUUCAUGCUGAUUAGAAUGAUGUCUCUUGUCUCCUAUUUUCUUACCCAGCCCUUUCUAUUUUUGUUAACAAACACUGUGCUCCCUACUCCUCCCCUCCUCCCCCUUGUUCCAGGCUGAUUUUUCUGGAAUGAAUUGAGAAGGUGGAGCACUGGCCUGAGCUCUUGAGACCACUUGGUGUUUUGCAUUUUGGCCCAGGUUUUCUGCUCCUGUCUGUCCUGCCCUGCCCUUUGGCCUGUUCCUUUUCAGUGUCUUCUCUCUUUUCCUCUUGUUCAAGCCUUCUGUGUUGCUCUUUUCCCUGGAGCAUAUCUGCCUAAUCAAGAUGUUGCCUUUUAGUUGAAUGUCACUGAAGUUAUGAUUGCAUGUUUCCAAGCUGAACUCUGCAGAGAGUGCUCAGAUAGUAUUUAGGGUUUCUGGGGGUGAAGCUGGGCUGAGAGCUGGCCUUUGACCCAGGUUGCUGGAGAAUAAGCCCGUUCUCCCUACCUCCUGACCAACUCCAUCCAUAAGGACUGAGCAGGUCUCGUGGGAACAGUGUUACUGACCACACAGCAGUGAGGGCUCAAGAUAAACUGGAUGCAAAGUCACUUGGAGAUUGUGUUUCUUAGCGGCCAUCAGGGAGAGCGCAGAGUCGGGGAACGGGAGGUGGUGAAGGGGGCUGGGGGAGGGUCUGUGUGCCUCUCGUCUACGCCACAUCUGCACCACUGUGUGCAGGGGUCAGACGAGGACGGAGGCAAGGGGCUGCCAGGGCAGCUCCUCUGCACGAGAGCGCCGUUGUUCACCCCCUUCCUUGCCUUAUUGCCAAUUAGGACGAGGCCUUCAAGGACACAGCCUUAGCAGUAGAGGCUGAAGGGAGGCUGACAGGUGGCUGAACGUCAGCUGGAAAAUCCAGUCACCAGCUGGGGCUCAGUGACUUGUUUCUGCCCUGUCAGGCCCUGCCUUCCUAGGAUGUCGCCUUAGAGCAGGAACAGGCCCAAUAGCCAGCCCUUCAUUCCCCAGUGCCUGCCAUAGGAGUGAGCGGGUGUUUCCGGAGCUCUCCAGGCACCUCCAGAGGCCAAAGGCAAGCACACGUGCACACACUUCUUCCCCACCCUGCCUCAGCCAGCACCUGGGGAGAACGGUGCUACCUAGGAAGAGAGCACGCGGAUAACACAGAUGAGAGGGAGGUGGGUGCUUCCCACGUUCCUUCUUGUUUCCCGCCGCUCAGAUCGCACUGUUUAUUGCAAUGUAAAAGUCUCCUGACGGUGGGGAGGAGUGUUCAAUACACAAUGUCAGCACAUCUUGUUCUGUGUUUUUUUUCCUGAUUGUGGCAAGAGGCUGAUGAUGAUUCUGUUUCUGAUCUGCCCAUCCAGUAUUUUGUUCUCCUCCCAUCAAGUCUUAUUAUUUUUCUAUUCUUACUACCUCUCCAUCAGUGAGGUUCUGGUGAUGCUCUCUGCAGCUGUCUCAUUCCUUCCCAAUGACAGCGACAUGAAAUGACUCUUUAAAUAGCACUGAAACCUCAGCUGCCCUUUGAAUUUAGGGUAGAGAUUCCUGUCCCCUUUUUGUCGUGGGUUAGGAGGUUGAGAACUAGGGUUAACCUUGGCUAUGUGUGGAGAAUCUUCCUGCCUCUUCUGUCAUAUAUAUGCGAGGGUUCCUUAAAGUGCUUCAGUUGUUUCAUUUGUAUGAAGGUAUUAAGAGAGAAUGAAAAAAAUAAAGCCCAGAACCCUGAGAGAGAUGCUCCACCCUGGCUGUUCAUCAGAAUCAAAUUGGAGCUUUAAAAAAUCUCUAUGCCUGAGUGCUGCCCUGGUGAUUGGUGUAGAGGGUGUGUGGUGGAGCAUGGCAUUGAGGGUUCCCAUGCCCCCAUCUGGUGUCCAUUAGAGGGAAGGGAGAGGGGAGGACUGACCAAGUGUUGCAAAAGCAUGGGUUAUUCUUCAUUGUGAGAAAGGAUUUGGUUUUCCUGAUGUGAGCAUCAUACAACCUACAGUUUUCCCACGCUGGCAUCUCUGACUACAUUCCAUAUAAAACAUUGGAAGGAGAGCUCAAAAAAGAAAAGAUUUUAAAGACCAAGUCCCAAAGUAUCAAAGCCAAGUGUAAUUGUGGUUUGAGUUUAUCUCUUCCCCUAAAGAGCAUCUUUCUAAGGGCAUCUCUGUCUCUUAACUAUGUUUCACGAAACCAAAAACCCUAACUUUACCAUUUCACAAGGAAGAGCUUCUUAGUAGUCCUCAGAGCUAGAAGCAAUGGGAAUUCUCGGCCCUGGUCCUGGUGGGUUUGCUGGCAAGCCUCAUCAUAAAACAUGGAAGACAGUCAAGUGCUUUGAGAUUCUUGGAUGGAAGAGGGCAACAUUUGCUCCCUCCCCCUUUUUUUAAUCUGGGGAAAGAUGCAGUGCCUUUCCCUGCUGUUCUGCCUCUCCACUCAGCAAUUCCCACUUUGCCUGAAGUACUAGUGUCUGCUCCGACUUCUUUAUCUGGAAACUUUUUUGCACCAUCUAGGUUAGCAAACCACUUAGCCUAAUGCUUAAAAAAUAUACUCAUCAUCUUGAAAAUCUAAUCAGUUCCAAAGUGUAUUUUGGUUUUCCCUGUUGCCCUUUCCUAAAAAAUGAGUUCAGGACAGCAGUGUUUUUCUCCAUAUGCUUGGUUGUUGACUUUUUUUUCAAAUAAAGAAAUAAUCAAAGCUCACGUUUGGAAAAGCUGUGUUGAGGCCUGUCUUUCCUCCUGGGUCUUGGCCCCUGGUAGUCCACCAGUUCACACUCCAGAUGAGCUGAUUUUACUCCCUUGUACUCUGCUCAAGCUGAGAGCACAAAUGAUUUUGACGAGGAAUCAGCUUCAGGAUCAAAAGGUCCUGGAGAGGCCCCGAGGGAGCUCUGUAAAGAGGGAUCCCGGCCUGUGUCCAGAGCCCUCUGCCAUCUUCCUCGAGACUGUGACCCUGGCUGAGAACUGCUGCUCUCAAGGGAACCCGCCCUUCCUGCUGUGAAGCUCAAGGCCAAAGUGAAUGGUAGGACUGUACUUAGGACUAGAGCUGUGAGGCUGUAGCCCUUUUAGACACUGCUGAUUCUAAGUGGCCAAAAUACCACAGAUGUGGGUUAUGGGGUUAACCGCAUAUAACAUGUUAUUAAGUUUUUCAUUCUGACUAUCUCAUAGUCUUUAAAUUCUUGGUCCCUAAAGCCAAGUCCACAAUUUACUUCCAGUCACUUGCCUGCCCUUGUGUAGCAGUUGAUGUGUUUACUGGUCGAUGUGGAAUCAGUCACCAUCUUUUUUGUCCUGUGUUGGCUAGGUCCCUAGAGAAGCAGCUUAGCCCUGAGGCUCAGAGAACUGCUAUCCUUUUUCUCCUUGAGGGAGGAAAUAACGCUGGGGAACAUGAUGUCCUUCCACAGCGUGGGAAGAAGAAAAUAAGUCUCCUUUCUAACA